AAAUGCCUUGUAUGCUGAUUUUCGAUGCUAUUCUAAUAUCAUUUGCCUGGUGAAAAUAUUUACAUUCAUAGAGGUUGUUAUAUUAUGGCAAAAGCGACAUCCGUAAUGAAGCAAAUUAGAAUUCCAUUAAUUUUUAUCCGUAUGAGAAAGUACUUUAGGGAGUAUUGCAAGUGCAGCAGUAUUCAUGGAUUUCGGUAUUUUGGGGAAGAUCGCACUUACUUUGAAAGAAUUUGGUGGUUUGUUGUUUUCAACAUUGUGGUGGCUGGUUGCGUCUAUUCAAUCACUUUGGUAUACGAAAAAUGGAAUGAUAGUCCAGUAAUAGUGAGUUUUGAUACCAGAGAAACGAAGCUGGACAGCAUUCCCUUCCCAGCAGUCACUAUUUGCCCGGAAACUAAAAGCGUUACGUCAAAAUUCAAUUAUAUUGAUGUUAUGCUGAAAUUGAAAGGCAGAAAAGUCGAUGCGAAUAUAACAGAAAUUGAGAAACGAUACGCCGAAUACAUGAGCAUGAAUUGUGAUUCAAACUGGAAAUUUUCAGGAAGAUCCAACACUUUACCUGCUGAUGAUUUCUUGAAUUUUCUGGACGAAGUUAGACCGAAGACAAUUUUUGCUUCUUGCAUUUGGAGGAAACUUCCUAGAAAAUGUGAGGAUUUAUUUACGCCCAUAAUAACAGACGAAGGAAUUUGUUAUACGUUUAAUAUGCUGGACAGAAAUGAUUUAUUUAAAGAAAACGUAGUACAGUUUAAAAAUUUCAUGACAAAUCCUGCUAAAAAAAAAUCCUCGUGGAAAGUGGAGGAGGGCUAUGUUGAUCAGCCAGUAAAUCAUCAUCAGGGCAUCAAGUUAGAUGAGGAAACUUAUCCAUGGAGAGCAAAUUUUGCGGGCGUAAAAAACGCAUUUGAAGUAACACUCGUUACUAAUAAGGACGAUCUAAACCCAGUUUGCAAGAACGGAAUACAUGGAUUUAAGGUGAUGCUUCAUGCUCCUAUGAGAUUUCCCUUGGUAGGAGAUCAAUAUUUCAGGGUACCGCUCGAUGAAACGGUGCUAGGCGCUCUUCAGCCGGUCAAAAUCACAACAUCUCAAAAUGUAGCACGAUACAAACUUCAUCAAAGGCAAUGUUACAUUGACAAGACAGAUACAAACCCUUUAAAAUACUUCAACAUUUAUUCUCAGCUAAAUUGCAAUUUGGACUGCUUGACCACGUUUACUCUGAAAACAUGUGGGUGUGUCAACUUUUAUAUGCCAAGGACAAAUGGUACGAAAAUUUGCGGUUCAAAGCGAGCACCAUGCAUGUAUAAUGCUGAACAUUAUAUCACGCAUGUGAAAAAAAAGGAUGCGGUCGAUGAAAAGACCAAAACUCCAAAGGGUUCGAGAUGCAAUUGUAUGCCAAUCUGCUCAGACUUAUCCUAUCACAUAGAAACUACGCAAGCUAAAUGGGACUGGCCAGAAACAUUUAAACUACUGUAUCCUAACAACAAAAAAUUCACAAAAUAUGCUCAAAGCAAAAUGAGUUUCUCCAAACUCACUCUCUACUUCAAAGCAUCUCAGUUUGUAACUUCGAAAAGACACGAACUGUAUGGAUUCACUGAUUUCUUCGCCAAUUUUGGCGGAUUGCUUGGCUUAUUUACGGGAGUUUCUGUUUUGUCCAUCAUGGAAGUUGUAUAUUUUGUUACGCUUCGUUUAUUCUUUAAUAUUCGAUUAUAUGGCCGCUGGUUUAUAACUGAGCCUGAACAAUAAAUAGGCGCUAAAUUUA
Messenger RNA from Dendroctonus ponderosae (mountain pine beetle), 1747 nucleotides. RefSeq names its product pickpocket protein 28. The transcript has 10 exons. Lineage: Eukaryota; Metazoa; Arthropoda; Insecta; Coleoptera; Curculionidae. The coding region runs from base 85 to 1731 and encodes 548 amino acids. Gene Ontology annotation, molecular function: ligand-gated sodium channel activity. Gene Ontology annotation, cellular component: membrane. The record is from RefSeq and is a predicted model, not a curated record. Gene Ontology annotation, biological process: sodium ion transmembrane transport.